GUCCCGCCGCUCCUCUCCCGCCGGAGCGGGCCGGGCGGCCGCGGGGCGGGACCGCCCCCUGUCCCCGAGGAGCCCGGCCACGCUCUCUUCCUCCUGCUUCCUCCCUGUGGUGGCUGGGCUAUUUCUCCCAUGACUCUCUACGUCUAGACCUGGCUGUCCGUGCCUUUGCCAAUCACACCCGAGCUUCCUCCUCUAACAGUGAAGAGCGGGGCUCCUCCCCUUCUGGGUCACUUUUCCUCCUCUCACCUUGACACCAAGCCAACUCUGCUUGUGCCUCCCUGUGCCCUUCGCCCCUUCCCCGCCCGUCCUGGGUAACCGUCACCCAUGGACGACUCGGAAGUGGAGUCAACCGCCAGCAUCCUUGCCUCUGUCAAGGAGCAGGAGGCGCAGUUUGAGAAGCUGACACGGGCGCUGGAGGAGGAGCGGCGCCAUGUCUCAGCCCAGCUGGAAAGAGUGCGGGUCUCCCCACAGGACGCCGGCCCGGGCUUGGCCAACGGCACACUCUCCCGGCGGCACCAGAACGGCCGUUUCUUGGGUGAUGCUGACCUGGAAAGACAGAAGUUCCCAGAUCUGAAGCUCAACGGACCACAGGACCACAGCCACCUCUUGUACAGCACAAUUCCCAGAAUGCAGGACCCGGGCCAAAUCGUAGAGGAGACGUACACCAUGGAGGAGGACCCAGAAGGGGCCAUGUCUGUUGUGUCUGUGGAGACAUCAGAUGAUGGGACAACCCGACGCACAGAGACCACGGUGAAGAAAGUGGUGAAGACUGUGACCACCCGAACAGUGCAGCAGGUCCCCAUGGGGCCUGACGGGUUACCCUUGGAAACUUCACCUGUCACAAGCAACUACGUCCAGACGAUGGACAGGAACUUCCGCAAGAAUGGCAACGGUGGCCCUGGCGGCUACCUGAACCACCCAGGCACGGCCACGCUUCCUCGCAACUACCAUUACCCUGAUGGCUAUGGCCGCCCCUAUGACGACAGCUACCCGGGCAGCGAUCACAGCUAUGGCAGCCUGUCCCGUGUCACCCGCAUUGAUGAGCGCUAUCGCCCAUCUAUGGACGCUUACCGGGCCCCCAGCCGCCAGGACAUCUAUGGCCCUCAACCUCAAGUACGUGUUGGGGGCAGUAACAUGGACCUCAACCACUUCCACCCUGAGCCAUAUGGCCUGGAAGAUGACCAGCGCAGUGUGGGCUUUGAUGAUGUGGACUACGGGCUUAUGUCUGACUAUGGCACAGCCAGGAGAGCAGGGACACCAUCUGAUGCUCGACGUCGGCUCAGGAGUUACGAAGACAUGCUGGUGGAUGAAGUGGCUCCCGACCGGUACUACUGGGCCCCCCUGGCUCAGCAUGAGCGGGGCAGCUUGGCCAGCCUGGACAGCCUGCGGAAAGGAGCACCGGCUCCGGGCAACUGGCGUCAGCCAGAGCUGCCAGAGGUGAUAGCGAUGCUGAGCUUCCGCCUGGAUGCUGUCAAGUCCAAUGCAGCUGCUUACCUGCAGCACCUGUGUUACCGUAAUGACAAGGUGAAGACAGAGGUGCGCAAGCUGAAAGGCAUUCCAGUGCUGGUGGGGUUGUUGGACCACCCCAAGAAAGAGGUGCAUUAUGGUGCCUGUGGGGCUCUCAAGAACAUCUCCUUCGGCAAGGACCAAGACAACAAGAUUGCCAUCAAGAACUGUGACGGGGUGCCUGCUUUGGUGCGCCUGUUACGGAAGACCCAUGAUAUGGACCUUACAGAGGUCAUCACAGGAACACUGUGGAACCUGUCUUCACAUGACUCCAUCAAGAUGGCCAUUGUGGAUCAUGCACUGCAUGCCCUGACUGACGAGGUCAUCAUCCCCCGCUCAGGCUGGGAGCGAGAACCCAACGAGGACUCAAAACCCCGCCACAUUGAGUGGGAAUCAGUACUCACCAACACUGCUGGCUGCCUUAGGAAUGUGAGCUCAGAGCGGAGUGAAGCCCGUCGGAAGCUGCGAGAAUGUGAUGGGUUGGUGGAUGCCCUGAUAUACAUCAUCCAGUCUGAGAUUGGCCAAAAGGACUCAGAUAGCAAGCUGGUGGAGAAUUGUGUGUGCCUGCUGAGAAACUUGUCUUACCAAGUCCAUCGUGAGAUCCCCCAUGCUGAGCGCUACCAGGAGACUCCUCUGGUCACCACCAACAAUGCUGGGCCCCAUGCUGCAAGCUGCUUUGGUGCCAAGAAGGGCAAAGACGAAUGGUUCUCCAGAGGUAAAAAGCUUCCGGAAGACCCUGGUGCAGAUACAGUGGAUUUUCCCAAAAGAACAACUCCAGCCAAAGGCUACGAGCUCCUCUUCCAGCCAGAAGUGGUCCGGAUAUACAUCUCCCUGUUAAAGGAAAGCAAGACUCCACCCAUCCUAGAGGCUUCAGCAGGAGCAAUUCAGAAUCUGUGUGCUGGCAGUUGGACAUACGGCCGCUACAUCCGCUCAGCACUCCGCCAAGAGAAGGGACUCUCAGCCAUUGCUGACCUCCUGACCCAUGACAGUGAGCGUGUGGUGAAAGCAGCGUCUGGAGCCCUCCGCAACCUGGCUGUUGACUUACGUAACAAAGAGCUGAUAGGUAAACAUGCCAUCCCCAACCUAGUGAAGAACCUGCCUGGAGGCCAGCAGACUCCAGCCAAAAACCUCUCUGAGGAUACAGUGGUGUCCAUCCUCAAUACCAUCAACGAAGUCAUUGUAGACAACCUGGAGGCUGCCAAGAAGUUGCGGGAAACGCAGGGGAUUGAGAAGUUGGUGCUCAUCAACAAAACUGGGAACCGCUCAGAGAGAGAAGUGCGAGCAGCUGCCCUCGUCUUGCAGACAAUCUGGGGAUAUAAAGAGCUGCGGAAGCCCCUGGAGAAGGAAGGCUGGAAGAAGUCAGAUUUCCAGGUGAACCUUAGCAAUGCCUCUCGGACACAAGGAGGAAACUCAUUUGAUGACAGCACCUUGCCUCUCAUUGACAGGAACCAAAAAACAGACAAGAAAUCCUCCCGGGAGGAGAUCCAGAUGAGCAACAUGGGACCAGACAACUAUUCCACACUUAACGAGGUGGACCACAGCAGGACACUGGACCGACCUGGUGAUCUUGGAGACACGGAGCCAGUGAAGGCAGCACCGUUGAUGCAGAAGAUCUAGCUGCUACCCCUGCCUCCGCUCAGUUUGGUUGAUAAUAUAUUUUAUAUAUAUAAAUAUAUAUAACUCUUCGUGGUGGAAUGGACCGAAUUUUUUUCAACUUUUUUUUUUUUUUUGCUGGACUGUUUGUGCCAACUAGCCAGCCAAAUGACUGGGCCUGGUCCCACAGGAGGCAGCCCAGGCUGCUCUGCCUCCUCUCGGUGGCUGCAUCUCCCUGUUCUGGGACAGCUAUCAAUAACUCUUCCUCCCUGUCCUCCACCACUUCCCUUCCUUCAGAGAGGAGGCCCUCCUGCCUGACUGCCUGCGCCAACCAGCAAGGAUGCUGCAAAACAAUUCCAGACCUCUGCCUUGACCAGGAACUGCCUUCUCUGCCUCACCUUCCUUCUGCUUGGAGUCUACUGUGGGGACAGCGACCAAGACCUUACUUGCCACCUUCCUUUGUUGCCUAUAGGAUAUUUUUCUGUGUGUGGGAUCACUCUUGUGCUGAGGCUGCAGGGACAAGAGCAUCCCUCCCUGGCAGCAGCAGGACUGGGAUGCGAAGGAGGCUAGAAUCACGGGGGUGUUGGUGGAAAGGAGAAGCAGCAGUAACUCUUCUUGCUUUGCUCUAGAUGAGGCUUUGGGGGUGUGGGAAGAGGGAUCUAUCCUAGCUUUGACUGUUUGGCCUGGCUCUGGAUCCUGCUGCGGGGAACAGGGGUCUGGAUGGGGCAAUUGAAAAGAGGAGGGAUCCUUAUGUAGGGGAAGGGUCUGUGUGGUGCGUGUGGGGCAGGCCUCUGCCCUGGGGGUGAUCUUUCCCUGGGGAAGGAGUAGGGUAGGAGGAGUAGCAGCAGGGCUUUCGGGGCCGGAUUUCUUUGGGAACUGGCUGAAGUAGCGGUGGGUCUGCGAGGGCGUGCGCAGCAGGUAGGGCCUGGAUCCCAGCCACCCCCAUACAUCAGCUGCCUGUGGCAGUGCUCCCUCAGACUUCUCUUGACAUGUGCCUUUCUUUUGCCACUGUGAAAUAGCUCUUUGAAUUGUACUGUUUGGCUUCGCUAGGGGAAGCGGUGUUCCAGGCUGCUGGUGGGGCUGAGCUGGAAGCCCAGCAGGGAGGAUCCCAGCCCUGCUGCCUUUGGCUGCCACUGCUGAAUAGGGAGCAGGGCUCUCCCCUCUCUCCUGUCCUGGGGAGCCCAGGCUGUCCUGGGAGCAUCUCUGUGGUGGUGGGGGUGUGUUUGGUGCUGUGAUAUUCUGGGUGAAUAGGGGGAGGCUUAGGCUCACUGUGCAACUGGAAGCCUCUUUGCAAGGCUGCAAACUGGAGAUGGAGCCCUCCCCAGUACGCACACUUGUGCCUCGCUCUUCCAGCUCCAGCCACACCUCAGCUCCGUUUGGUUUUGUUCUGGGGGUCUAACUUCUCUUUUUCCUUUAAAUAUGUAAAACACUAAUUCCUUUUAAUUUUUUAAU
Molecule: messenger RNA, 4551 nt
Organism: Lagopus leucura (white-tailed ptarmigan)
Lineage: Eukaryota; Metazoa; Chordata; Aves; Galliformes; Phasianidae
Gene: CTNND1
Product: catenin delta 1
Exons: 20
Coding region: 325-3123 (932 amino acids)
Biological process (GO): cell-cell adhesion; cell-cell junction assembly
Cellular component (GO): adherens junction; cytoplasm; plasma membrane
Molecular function (GO): cadherin binding
Source: RefSeq, a predicted model, not a curated record